GCGCAAGGUCAUCACAAAUUCUUUCGCUUUUGCGACUUAGAUUUUGCGUUAGUUGCAUUUCCUUUCCAGGCGAACGGAGUAUAUUCUUCUGUACCUCCAUUACCUGACGAGAUCGAGGAAAGAAAGAAAAUAUUCGAUGAGACUGUAGAACGUGUUCAAGACAAAUUCUUUGCCUAUCACAGAGAAAACGUAUGUGCCGACAAUGAGAAGGAAAUUAUGGAAUGUUUAAAGGCAAAUCCUGACCGUAUCCUAAAGUGUGCUCAUCUCUCAGAAGUAUAUGAAAAAUGCGUGGCUGAUUUUCGUCAAGAGGUGCUCAAGGGAAAUUAG
Messenger RNA from Strongylus vulgaris, 327 nucleotides. The record is from the annotation of a GenBank genome assembly. Lineage: Eukaryota; Metazoa; Nematoda; Chromadorea; Rhabditida; Strongylidae.